AUGUCCUCGGGACAAUCCAUAGUGCGGCGUCCGUUAUCUUCCAAGUCCAACAUUGAGCUCAUAAACUCGCUGCGCUCCAACUUCGCAUCCUCCCAACACCACUCCGCUAAUGCAGCGAAUUCCGAUUAUACACGCUGGACCACCCGAGAAGAUGACACUCUCUACAUCCCCUCCUGGCAGCCCACACCGCUCGUCGAGCCCCGCGACUCGUACGACGUCACCGUGAAGCUGUUCUUUUUGCCCUCCAUUCCGAGUUCCAGACGAUGCGGACAUACCCGGGAAGCAAUUGAUUUGGUGUUAAAAGAGCUCGGUAUUGACAGCAUCGACUUGCUGGUUGUGAGUUAUCCCGGCGUCAGCUUCGACGCCGACGACGAGGAGGAGAUCUCCGGGGAUGAAGCCGAGAGCGCAGAAAGCGACGAAUCCCAGGGCUUCGAAGCACAGAUCAAAACAUGGCAGGUCCUGGAAUCGUUGCAUGAGAAAGGCAUUAUAUCUCAACUCGGCGUCUCAGAAUUCAGCUCCGAGCGACUCAGCAAGUUCUUGCCCGAAGUGAGAGUGCGGCCGACCGUGGACCAGAUCAAUGUCAAGGACUGCUGUGUUGUGCCCAAAUCUCUCAUCAUGUACGCUAAAGACCAUCAGAUUGAGCUCCUCACCCACACAGAUUGUAUGGAUAUCUUGCCACCCGGGACAACGAGGGAGCUGUUAGGUCCAGAGAAUGAAGGUGCCGGGAUCAUCGCCGCCCGUCCGGACGCUGGGGCCGAUGAACCCGGGCUGAAGGGCGAUAUCGAGCCACAGUGGGUCGUCAAAUACACAGCCGUGGUGAAGAAUCGGGGGGUGAUUGAGAAUAAAGGAUAUUUCGCUGUUGCCCAGCUGGGUUCCUGCAUCGAGGAAAGGUCGGCCGAGAGCGCGUGA
This is a messenger RNA of Rhinocladiella mackenziei CBS 650.93, 909 nucleotides long. RefSeq lists its product as uncharacterized. The coding region runs from base 1 to 909 and encodes 302 amino acids. NCBI's taxonomy places the organism in Eukaryota, Fungi, Ascomycota, Eurotiomycetes, Chaetothyriales, Herpotrichiellaceae. The record is from RefSeq and is a predicted model, not a curated record. The transcript has a single exon. Gene Ontology annotation, molecular function: glutamate-cysteine ligase catalytic subunit binding; enzyme regulator activity. Gene Ontology annotation, cellular component: glutamate-cysteine ligase complex. Gene Ontology annotation, biological process: glutathione biosynthetic process.